AUCGGUGAUGUGUAGCAUCAUGCUCUUCUAAGUUACUCAUUUUUCUAGACCGCUCACUACACUCCUCAGACUGUCUCAUCCGCUGGAUUUUUGAUCGUCUCAAGAGAGUGCCUUCAGCAUUAUCCUAGUCUCCUCGACACCAGCCAUCAUGACUGAGAAUAAACUGGCCUCCUUUGGGAAGAUGCUGCUGAGGCGUCGUGUGCUGGACACCACACAGGACGAAACCCGCUUCUCCCGUUGUCUCACCACUCUGGACCUCAUAGCUCUUGGUGUGGGGGCAACACUGGGCGCAGGUGUCUAUGUUCUGGCUGGGGAAGUGGCCAGAGAGAAGGCUGGGCCUGCCAUUGUGCUAUCGUUCCUCAUUGCAGCCUUGUCUUCUGUCCUUGCCGGUUUGUGCUAUGCUGAAUUUGGUGCACGGGUUCCCAAAACAGGAUCUGCUUACAUCUACAGUUAUGUGACAGUGGGUGAAAUAUGGGCUUUCAUCACGGGAUGGAACCUCAUUCUGUCAUAUGUGAUAGGCACAGCUAGUGUGGCCAGAGCUUGGAGCUCAACUUUUGACAAUCUAGUGGAGAAAAAGAUCUCUAUUUUCUUCAAUGGAUCCAUGUCAAUCCCAGACACUGGAAAAGUAUUAGCUGAGUAUCCAGACCUGUUUGCCCUCAUCCUGGUCAUGUUGCUUACUGGAUUAUUGGCAUUUGGAGUGAGUGAGUCUGCACUUGUCAACAAGAUCUUCACAGGAAUCAACCUGGUGGUUUUGACAUUUGUCAUCAUAUCGGCCUUUGUGAAAGGCGACACUGCCAACUGGAAUCUCACUGUGGAGGACUACAUUAACAGCACCAACCACUUACAAAUGGCACAAGACAUUGAAAAAGACUUUGGCUCAGGCAGCUUUGCACCAUUUGGCUUUAAUGGAAUCCUUUCUGGCGCUGCCACAUGCUUCUAUGCAUUUGUAGGUUUUGACUGUAUUGCAACAACAAGUGAGGAGGCCAAAAACCCCAUGCGUUCCAUCCCGAUAGGCAUCGUGGCCUCUCUGCUCAUCUGCUUUUUUGCCUACUUUGGAGUUUCUGCAGCCCUCACCCUUAUGAUGCCCUAUUACAUGCUGGAUGUUCAGAGUCCACUGCCCGAGGCCUUCAGCUAUGUGGGCUGGGGCCCUGCUCGCUAUAUUGUGGCUGGGGGCUCUCUUUGCGCCCUUUCCACUAGUUUAUUAGGCUCUAUGUUCCCAAUGCCUCGUGUGAUUUAUGCUAUGGCUGAGGACGGUUUGCUCUUCCGUUUCCUCUCCCGCAUGCACAAAAAAACCAAAACACCCAUCUUGGCCACCAUUGUGUCUGGCACUGUAGCAGCUCUGAUGGCCUUCCUCUUUGAUCUCGCUGCCUUAGUGGAUUUGAUGUCAACUGGGACCCUGCUGGCAUACACACUGGUUGCCGUGUGUGUACUCAUUCUCCGUUACCAGCCAGGCAGUCUUGGCUCCAGUGGUGCAGAUGAGAAGCCAGUAGAACUACAGAGGCUGGAGGCAAAGGGGGCCAUGGCAGAUGUGGAUAGUGGGGAUGAGUAUGGCCAGGAGCUAGAGACAACACCCUUUAAGGAGAGAUUUUCAAUGCGAUUGCUGGUGCAACCAAGCUGUAACGUACCUACCAAAAUUUCGGGCAUCAUUGUUUACUCGGCAACAGGCAUAAUCUCUGUGCUUUUCACUUUGCUGUGUGUGGUGCUGGCAGUGUUUGGGGAGCAGGUGCGGAAGGGAAGCCCUGUUUAUAUCAUUGCUGUUGUUGUCCUAUCUAUUCUCUCCACCAUCUGCAUCUUCAUCAUCUGGAGACAGCCCCCGAGCAAGGAGAUCCUCACUUUCAAGGUGCCUUUGCUCCCCAUUCUGCCACUGAUCAGCAUCUUUGUAAACAUUUACCUAAUGAUGCAAAUGGAUGGACCUACAUGGAUUCGUUUCGCAGUAUGGAUGGCUAUUGGUUUUAUAAUUUAUUUUGCAUAUGGAAUAAGGCACAGCUCUGAGGGUAAAAACAAUUCCCCUCAAAAAUUUUAGCCCAUUCUUCAAAGAAUGAGGCCAGUCUAUCUAACUGAAGAUGACAGCGAACUUGAGGGGGCCACACCCUAAGGAGAGGUACUGUAUUGGUUUGGCAGCCAUGUUACAACCGGUUAUGCUGCAGUUUGCACCAUAUUUUUCUUCUGAAGUCUGUUUCUUAGGUAAACUGUAUAUUUCAUUUUAAACAUUUACCUUGUGUCAGUGUACAAUGGUACUGUAACAAUAUUACUGAUAUAUGUCUGGACUUCUCUAUAUAAUGAACAGUAUUUGGUCUAGUCCUAAAUGGAUUUUGUGUGUGGAAAAGUUGUGGGGUUUUCUUUUUCCAUUACCAGAUCAGAGGUGGGGCACAAGAAAAAAAUGCCUGUCUUUUCUGCCUGUUGGUGUCCUCUGGGCAUUAAAAGGAAUAAUUCACCCAAAAAUGAAAAUUUGCUGAUAAUUU
Molecule: messenger RNA, 2462 nt
Organism: Myxocyprinus asiaticus (Chinese sucker)
Lineage: Eukaryota; Metazoa; Chordata; Actinopteri; Cypriniformes; Catostomidae
Gene: slc7a3b
Product: solute carrier family 7 member 3b
Exons: 12
Coding region: 149-2023 (624 amino acids)
Biological process (GO): amino acid transport; transmembrane transport
Cellular component (GO): plasma membrane
Molecular function (GO): amino acid transmembrane transporter activity
Source: RefSeq, a predicted model, not a curated record